CGGACCCGGGACACACUGAGACGAUUCGGCUGCUCAGACACCUCCUAGCCCCCGGAGCUGGUUUGCCAGGUUCAUGCAUUCCCACCCCAUGGCGUCGCCCGACAGGCUGAGCGGCUCAGACGCCGGCCCGGAGGAGCCAGAGCUCAACAUCACUCUCACCCUGCGGAUGCUCAUGCAUGGGAAGGAGGUGGGCAGCAUCAUUGGUAAGGCAGGACUGGAGGAUAACGCAGAGCUCACGGGACAGCCCUUACCCGGGUCACUGUGUUCAGCCCACGGCACACCCCUCGCCCCCAGCAAGGACGCCAGAGACGGGAGGCUGGCUGAGCCGGAGCCGGGCUGGGCAGCCGUCGGACGAGUUCUCACCCGGCGCUCCGCUUUGCUUUUGCAGAGCAGCGCCCGGAUCACCAUCUCCGAGGGCUCCUGUCCCGAGCGGAUCACCACCAUCACGGGGUCCACAGACGCCGUCUUCAGAGCCGUCUCCAUGAUCGCCUUCAAACUGGAGGAGGACCUGGGGCCGGGAGCCACCGACGGAGGCGCUGUGUCCAAACCGCCCGUGACGCUGCGGCUGGUCAUCCCGGCCAGCCAGUGCGGAUCUCUCAUUGGCAAAGCUGGUGCCAAAAUCAAGGAGAUCCGGGAGACCACGGGUGCGCAGGUGCAGGUGGCAGGGGACCUGCUGCCCAAUUCCACGGAGCGGGCGGUCACGGUCUCGGGCGUGCCCGGCGCCAUCAUCCAGUGCGUGCGGCAGAUCUGCGCCGUCAUCCUGGAGUCGCCUCCGAAAGGGGCCACCAUUCCCUACCACCCCUGCCUCUCGCUGGGCACCGCACUCCUCUCCGCCAGCCAGGUAAGGGGGCCGCCGGAACCAGAGGGGGAAAUUCCCCAGCACCGUCCCGGGACCGAUCCCUGGGGCGUUUCCAAGUCGAGACCCUACGUCCGGGCCUCCCCCCUCGCCCUCCCUCGGCAGACACGCAGGGAGCCCCUCCCGGAUCCAGCCCGUCCUCGCUGCCCCCGCCAGGAGCCAGGGGGUGGCUGGUGCCAGCUGUGCCAGGCCCGGCCACCCUGGGCACACCUGAUUGGCUGCAUCAUCGGCCGCCAGGGCAGCAAGAUCAGCGAGAUCCGGCAGAUGUCCGGUGCCCACAUCAAAAUCGGGAACCAGACCGAGGGCGCCAGCGAGCGCCACGUGGCCAUCACGGGCACGCCCGUCAGCAUCGCCCUGGCCCAGUACCUCAUCACAGCCUGUUUAGAGACCGCCAAAUCUACCUCUCAGACGCCCCCCCUCGCCAGCCCCGUUGACCUCAGCAUGACCUUCUCCCAGCCCCUCAAUCCGUCGCCGGCCCCCACGCUGACAGCGGUCGCCCCAGCUGCCCAAGACAAAGACCGAGCCUAUGGACUUCGGGAGCAGAAAGCCUGUGGCAAGGAGUUCCACGGCUACUUGGCCAAGUUUCAAAAGCUUUAUGUCCAGCAACCAUGGCUGCCUCAUGACGACGCUGUAAAAAUAAUCAUCGCCCAAGUGUGGGCCUUCUGGUAG
This is a messenger RNA of Pelodiscus sinensis (Chinese soft-shelled turtle), 1525 nucleotides long. The record is from RefSeq and is a predicted model, not a curated record. NCBI's taxonomy places the organism in Eukaryota, Metazoa, Chordata, Testudines, Trionychidae.